Guillardia theta CCMP2712 is the source of this 1404-nucleotide messenger RNA. RefSeq lists its product as hypothetical. The transcript has 21 exons. Gene Ontology annotation, molecular function: monoacylglycerol lipase activity; short-chain carboxylesterase activity. The record is from RefSeq and is a predicted model, not a curated record. The coding region runs from base 1 to 1404 and encodes 467 amino acids. NCBI's taxonomy places the organism in Eukaryota, Cryptophyceae, Pyrenomonadales, Geminigeraceae.
AUGAAGGCCAGGACCCUUCAGGAAGACCACGAGGAAUUCAUCCGAGCAAUCAAAGAGUUUGCGGUCCCAUCAGCUCCCGCCAAGUCGCAUGCUCCCCGCAAGGAGGCGGACAGUCAAGUCAUCCUCCAGGAGCUGCGAAGGCUGAGACUGCAGCAACUACUUGCUGUCCUCCACGUCACCUGGGUUGUGUUCCGCCCCAUCGUCCUCCUUGGAGUCUUGGGCGAAAGUUUCCCUGCUCGGGCUCCUGGUAGCCGAGGGAAGGAGAAUGCUGCAGGAUCCAGUGUAUCAUCGGAGGUGAUGACCAACCAUCUUGUUGCUGCUGAAAGUUGUCUUGACGUGUUCUUGGUCUACAUCAGCCUGCUGGGCGAUGAUGGAAGCUUCCCUGAGAUCUCGUUCAAUACUUGUGGAGUGUUCGGGAAGCGUAUGAAGAGCAUCAUGGACUUGUGCUCCUUCGAACACUUCAGAUACUCACCCACGUUCUGGCUCCUCAACGGCGACAUGCACACCAUGCUACCCGUGCUGGUUCGCCCCAUGAAAAGUCCCACCUCUGACUUUCUCCGAGUGCGGCUGAAACUUUCAGAAGACUCUGAUCAGCCGCUGGACAUCGCUAUCCCUUCCAAGGCUGCAGCCAGCACCGUCAAGAGCUCCAAACUUCUCCUCCUCAUCCUUGCCGGAGUGGGAGGAGACUCGCGGCAAGCCUACAUCUCAGAUCUGUGCAAGAGAGCGGCGGAGGAAGGACAUUUGUGCGCUGUCAUCGUAUCAAAAGGAUUUCUCAGCGAUGAAGUAGACAGCGUCAAGAGGAUCUUCUCUCCCUGCGAUUUUGAUUCGCUAGAGAAGACUGUCAACAUCACCUGCAAGUCAGCACAGUCAGCCUCUCUAAAAGUGAUGUCUGUCGGAUUUUCCAUGGGAGCCAUCAUGUGGCUUACAUAUCACGGCAAGAAAAAGUCCCCGGAGAACAUGAUUGGGUGUAUAUCUGUCGGCAGUGCCAUGAAGAUGGAUUUCAGUAUGGUUGGACGAUAUCCAAGAAUCAUACAACCUGCUCUUGUGACCGAGCUUGUAUCGGAUAUUAUGGCGAAGUACGGACAUGAAAUCCUCAGACUCGUCGGUAAGGAACCGGAGGGGCAAGACGGCGUCAAGAAGUUCUGCAGAUCGAGGACCUUCGCGGAUCUUCACAAGAAUCUUCUUUCAAAGAUCGGAAAGAGCGACGAGCAGAACUUGUGGUUUUGGAUGGAGAAGCAGGAGCCUCACAGAUGGAGGAACAAGAUCUCUAUACCGACGCUUAUCUUCAACGCUAAGGAUGAUCCCAUGCACGUCAUGGAACAGUGUGGAUUUGAAAAGGAAACUCCUUCUAACCCCAAUGUCGCUUAUUUCCUCACACAAGCUGGGGGACAUAUCGGAUGGUAA